CACUAGGCAUCAAAGCAAAGCACGCCGGCCCGGGCCUUAUCGCCCGUAUAAAUCGUCCGAGGUGCAGCGCUGCCGUGCAAGAUCUCGGAUCUUGCAAGCUGCGCAACGCUAGCUGUCCUCGUGGACUGUAAGCAGCGCCGCAGCACCCUCCACUGCACUGCUGUAAAAAACGCCGUCGCCGCGACGCGCAGCCAGACACAAUGGUCAAAAUACUCGUCUGUCCCUAGAUCUACACUGCCAAACAAUCUGGGACGGGCAAACUGGCGAAGCCUGACGUUCCUACGCUCAGCAGGCGUGCAAAAGCGCCAAAGAUGUCAGCAGCGUCUUGGCCGCACACCGCGUCGCGUCGUACGCAUGCGCGACCCCGGCUCGAGGCUGCCACGCUGCGAGUCCGCGCGGUGACCAAAGUUCGGGCGUACGUGGCGAGGAACCUGCGCCGCGUCGCGGCGGGCGAGGCACCAGCAGCUAUCGGGACGGCAAGAGGUGGCAGCACAGCGACAGGAGGCGAGAGGCCUGAAGUCGCAAUGCGCGCGUGCUGCCGAACGCGCGCGAGGCGAGCGGCCAGUCGCGAGAGUGCAAGGCGCGCCGUCGAGCGGUGUUGGGCGGACGAGACUGAUUCCGAAGCUGAGGCAGUCCCGCUUGGAUGCGAGACGAGCGACCUCGAUGCGCUCCGCAUCGCGCGCAAUCGUCUCGCCGCCGACGUCGAACGACUCCGUGCGCUCGCUCGCGAGGGCGAUGCAACAGCUGCGCGCCGUGCGAGCUCCGAGGCGCUCGUCUGGCUAUCGUCAGAUGUCGUACCGUCAGAUCCUUGGGUCCGUGACCCGCUGCACGCAUACACGCCCGCCGCGCGGCGCGAAAUCGCAUGCGCCGGGGCGCCGAGCAUCAACGACGAUGAUGCAUCCGAGGCCGACGACGAACGAGACCCCUACCAUCCUCCGUUUCUCACGUAUAUCUGGGAGGCCGCAUCGUCGCGCCCCUUGCCCACUGCCUUCUGGCGGGGGACCGGGGCAGGAAACGCGGAGGAGGACUAGUGGUAGGGGUUAAAAAAAAAACGAGCAA
Pelagomonas calceolata is the source of this 1059-nucleotide messenger RNA. The record is from the annotation of a GenBank genome assembly. NCBI's taxonomy places the organism in Eukaryota, Pelagophyceae, Pelagomonadales, Pelagomonadaceae.